CGCCCCCCGCCCGCGGGCUCCCGAGCCUCAGUCGGCGCCGAGCAUCCCGCUGCCCCGGACCCUCCCGCGGGCGCGCACCGGGCUCAACUCAGGCUCAGGACUGCAGGCGGGCAUCUCCACUGCCCAGGAGUCAUUUAUUGCGGACAGGACAGCCUCGAAAAACUGGCCAUCCCAGAGGAGUUCUACCCCGGCAUGGGCCUUGCCAUUGAGGCAGCUCUGCUGUCUGCGCUGGUCUGAGGUGCUGCCCGUCAUGGGGGCAGCCAUCUCUCAGGGGGCCCUCAUCGCCAUUGUCUGCAACGGCCUGGUAGGCUUCUUACUGCUGCUGCUUUGGGUCAUUCUCUGCUGGGCCUGCCACUCUCGCUCUGCCAACGUUGAUUCUCUCUCGGAAUCCAGUCCCAACUCCAGCCCCGGCCCCUGUCCUGAGAAGGCGCCACCACCCCAGAAGCCUAGCCAUGAAGGCAGCUACCUGCUGCAGCCCUGAAGGUCUCUGGCCUUGGAACCUAGGACCUGAGUCUACCCCAUUCCGAACCUGGAGUUAGGAUCCCAGAAUUCAGCCAGCCUGGGGUCCAGGACUCAAAAGUCCAGCCUGUUUGGAACUGGACACAUCAGCAGUCCAGAGUCUAGCCUGCCUGGCUCCAAGAGAGGCCUCGAUAGCCCCGAGAGACAGGCCUGGGGUGGGGAGUUCAGGAGUUGGUGCUCGAAGGGCCAGGGUCAUCUGGAUUCUACUCCAUCCCAAGGGCCAAGGGAUUGAGUUGACCCUUUCCCUAGGCUCAGCACCUCUGGGCCCUCUAGGUUGGGGAAGCAACCCAUGGCAAUAAUGGGAGGGUGUCCAGGCUGGGUCCCUCUCCCGCUCCUCCCACUGUUUGCUGGAUAAUAAAUGGAACUAUGGCUCUA
Jaculus jaculus (lesser Egyptian jerboa) is the source of this 894-nucleotide messenger RNA. RefSeq names its product energy homeostasis associated (gene Enho). The coding region runs from base 251 to 481 and encodes 76 amino acids. Gene Ontology annotation, cellular component: plasma membrane. The record is from RefSeq and is a predicted model, not a curated record. Gene Ontology annotation, biological process: positive regulation of Notch signaling pathway. The transcript has 2 exons. Lineage: Eukaryota; Metazoa; Chordata; Mammalia; Rodentia; Dipodidae.